Molecule: messenger RNA, 1526 nt
Organism: Drosophila grimshawi
Lineage: Eukaryota; Metazoa; Arthropoda; Insecta; Diptera; Drosophilidae
Product: casein kinase I
Exons: 3
Coding region: 250-1281 (343 amino acids)
Biological process (GO): peptidyl-serine phosphorylation; negative regulation of canonical Wnt signaling pathway; signal transduction
Cellular component (GO): nucleus; cytoplasm
Molecular function (GO): ATP binding; protein serine/threonine kinase activity
Source: RefSeq, a predicted model, not a curated record
GCAAGGUCGUUGCCGAUAACAGCUGUUUGUGUCCGCCUCUUAUUGUCAAGCAGACCCAUCACUAACGUUGCUUUUCAUGUCCAAAGAAAUUUAUGAAGAUUUCAACUGAUAGUUUCAACGUUACAGACGAAUAAAACAGCUCCCAGGCACACCGCGACGCCAGUGCAUAGCUGACUCGCGCGCGUCCCGCAAAUUAUAAUUGGUUCGCUUUAGUUUUCCAUAUUCAGAUAUUGCCAGCCAGUCCAAAGAAUGGACAAACUGAUCAAAAUGAUGAACCACCGAUCUGAAGUAGUCGUGGGCGAAAAAUACAGAAUCAUACGCAAAAUUGGCAGCGGCUCCUUUGGUGACAUUUAUCUGGGUAUGAGCAUGCAGUGCGGCGAGGAGGUGGCCAUCAAAAUGGAGGCAACCAACGCCCGCCAUCCGCAGCUCCUUUACGAAUACAAACUGUAUCGCGUGCUCAGCGGCGGCGUUGGAAUUCCCCGCAUCCGAUACUACGGCAACGAGAAGAACUUCAACAUACUGGUUAUGGAUCUGCUGGGGCCCUCACUCGAGGACCUGUUCAACUUCUGCACGCGCCAUUUUACAAUCAAGACGGUGCUAAUGCUCGUCGAUCAGAUGAUAGGCCGUUUGGAAUAUGUGCACAUGAAAUGCUUCAUCCAUCGCGACAUUAAACCGGACAACUUCCUCAUGGGCAUCGGCCGUCACUGCAACAAGCUCUUUCUGAUUGACUUUGGCCUGGCCAAGAAGUAUCGGGAUCCGCACAGACGGAUGCACAUACCGUAUCGCGAGGAGAAGAACUUGACGGGCACCGCCCGCUAUGCCUCAAUUAAUGCCCACGUCGGCAUCGAGCAGUCGCGUCGCGAUGACAUGGAGUCCCUUGGUUAUGUGAUGAUGUACUUCAAUCGUGGUGUUCUGCCCUGGCAGGGCAUGAAAGCCACCAAUAAGAAGCAAAAAUACGAAAAAAUCUCCGAAAAGAAAAUGUCCACACCCAUCGAGGUGCUCUGCAAGGGUUAUCCGGCCGAAUUCUCAAUGUAUUUGAACUACUGCCGCAGUCUGCGCUUCGAGGAGCCACCAGACUACAUGUACUUGCGCCAGCUCUUCCGCAUUUUGUUCCGCACACUAAAUCAUCAGUAUGACUAUAUCUAUGACUGGACGAUGCUGAAGCAGAAGACCCAUCAGAAUCAACAGCAGACAACAGCCAAUGCGCUGACGCCGGAGCAGCGUGCCGAGCGCGACAAGGAGAAGCAGAGCGGCAGCAAGCCAACUGCAAUGGUUGAAUAGGCCACGCCCGCCGCCUCCUCCCCAUCCUCAACCAUCUCUGCCACCCAUAAACCUUCCCCUAACCCCCCACUUGGUUUAAAUGAUGAUGGCCAAGAGCAUCAAAAGCAAUUAAUCGAGUUAAUCGAAAAAAAUAAAAGAAAGGAAAAGGAGGCGGCCAUUGAGUGCACUAGCUGCAUUGAAGAGCGAGAUAACCAGGAUUAGAUGUGCAUAUAAAUAUAUAUAUAUAUAUAUAUACAUACAAGAUA